Molecule: messenger RNA, 3108 nt
Organism: Limulus polyphemus (Atlantic horseshoe crab)
Lineage: Eukaryota; Metazoa; Arthropoda; Merostomata; Xiphosura; Limulidae
Exons: 2
Coding region: 8-502 (164 amino acids)
Source: RefSeq, a predicted model, not a curated record
ACGUCUAAUGACAUUCAAAUAUUGGGGUGGCUUCAGGAAAAUAGCAUACUGGCUUCAGCAAUACAGAUUGGAAGCGAGAAGAAAACAUUUAACAUUGCCACAUUACGAUGAAUCUUCUCCUGAAAUAUAUUCAAAGGUUAAUCGAUCUCUAAUUGUCAAAGGAAUGGAUCCUGAAAAGGUUGCUGCUGACCUGAACUGGACUGUUGAAGAGGUCAAAUCAGUAGUAUUUUAUUACUUCAGACAUGGAGAUUUAAAACAAAAGCCAAGAAUACCGUCAGGGGGGAGGUUUAAAAUGUUGACUCCGGAACAAGAACAGCUGAUAGUAAAAUUUAAACAACAGAAUUCUAAUGCAACGAUGAAACAGAUCCAGUCUUAUGUGCUGUGGGAUCAGGUCAACUUUCCUCAGGUUAAUUACAUUUCACAGUCAACAUUAAGACUGCUUCUGAGGAAACAUGGGUUUGGAAAGUCAAAAGAAAAACAAAUCUGCACAAGUUCAGAAUAAACAAGUUAGUUACAAGAUGUUGUCAAGUUGUUAGGUAUUAAUGUAUGUAUGUAUGUUUAUUUAUUUUGUAAAUACAUAAUAUACAAAAAAUGUUUAUUCCUCCGAGUCUUGCAACAGUCAAAAGACACUUUUAACUUGUUUAUCUGAUGGAGUACUGGUUUGAGUUAGUUGAUAUAUAAUUUACAAUAUUCUUUUAUCUUAAUUCUUCUGAUAUUCAACAGAAAUGGAAGCUAGUUAAAAUUGUCGUUUACCAAUUCCGCAUAAAUAACUAACUUUUGGAAAGUACUGUAUAUUUUACUUCCUUUUCAACCAAGAAAAGUAGAAGUUAUAACAGCACUUGUGGUAACAAGUAUGAUGAUGACAUUUUUGUAUGAGAGGUGUAACUAUUACUUUUUUGAAGGAUAAAUUAAUAGUACGUAUUUGAGCAAUUAAUAGAUUAAAAUCAAAUGUACAGUAGUUUAAGCCUACUUUUGGCAGGUGGUUUAUCUCUCAAAGAGUCAGAUGAUUUUUUUCCAACUGAGGUUCUAUUGUUUAAGUGAAAAAUCUUUUAUUAAAAUUGUUAUCAUUGUGUUUUUAUAUAUUUUGUAUUUACUCUGUCCAUAUAGCUAAAUACUGGAGCAAUAUAAACGAGCUGAAUCCACGAGUAAGCAUGAGGCUAUAAUGGUAGUACUUUUAAGAUCUAGAUUUGUGAUCAGACAACCAUCAGUAUGUGCCCUGGGGCUAUUUCAAAAUGUGAUAAGGUAAAAGUAAUUUUGAUUAUAGCAAUGGCACAUUUUUGUAACUGUAGUGUCACAUAAUAAGAAAACGUUUGUGAGUCUUCGUGUGCUUCUGAAUGCAUUCAUACAGAUAAGACCUAGUGGUUUCUCAAGUUUUACCCUUUUUUAAGAUUCGGGUAACUUCUGAUCAGAGCAAGCUACCAACUUAAAUCAAAAAUUAAAAUCAAGCUGAUAAUGAGUAUAGCUAAUUGAAUAUAUAGUUCCUAUUUAUAGAGGUUAGAAUGCAUUGUUUUGUUGGGAGUCCAUCAAACAAACACCAAAGAAUAUCUGGUAUCCAGUUUCCAAUUCUCUCAACUAGUCUCAUUUUCUUCAAUAUGAUUCUUGCUUUUCAUGUGUUUGGUCAGAAAUUUGUAUUUCAUUGUAGCCACUCCUUGUACUUUUUGUUAGAAUUACUGUUUUCAUUAUGUAUUUAUGAUAGUGUUUGAAAUUUUCUGUUUUUUGUUUCUGUAGAUAAAAGACAUGUUCAGAGCAGCUAACUGUUGUUUAUUAAACAUUGAAUAUGUCUGUUGUUAGUGUUAUCUACAUUCUAAUUGUUGCGUUUAAGAUUAGGUGUGGUUCCGUAUAUUGAAAGGAUCAAUUAAGUUCUCUGUUCACUGAGCCCACUAUUAGAAAUAGUUUUUCCCAUUCCUGGGAGGAAGUACCUUUUGUAAAUAGGUGUAUAGUUGCUGCUUCUGGAGUCUGUACAUAUAAUGUCAGAAAUAUAUACAUUUGUGAAACUUAUCUGCUGUUUUUUUUUGUUGUUGUUGUUGUUUUACAUAUAUAACUUGUGAAUUUGAACUUUGUGUUUAUUAAUUAAUAUAAUGACUUGCAUUGUGAAAAAUGGUACAGAAUUACCCAUGUUGUUUAGAAUUAGAUGUUCUUGCCUGAUACAAAUCAUAUGAUAUUUUCUUCUAAGUGCUUAUGGAUUUUUAAAUGUUUUUACUUUUUAACAAACAUCAUAAUUUUUCAUCAGUUUUAAGAUAUGAUGGACUUGACUCUGACUUGGUUGUUGUUAUGAUCCAUUUAUCUGAAUACAUAUACUUUAGUCUCAUAUGUAUUAUAUAUAUAUAUAUAUAUACUUGCUAGAUGUUCCUGAUUGUUAGUUGUUAUAUACACAUCAGUUUGUAGUCACAGAGCAACAAUUUAUUCUGUACUGAAUAUGUUGGGGGCUCAGAACAGACGUAUAAGCAACAAUAUGAGAUGAUGUUAAUUAUUAUUAUGUUCAUAUUUUACGUGUUAUUUAAUUCAGUUGUCUCUUGAGAUUUUUUAUGCAUAUCAACCAGCACCCUGUUAAAGUUACUUAUAUCUGGUGUUAAAUUGAGGCAAAAAUAAUUAACACUGGGUAGCAUUGAGGUCUUUGUCAUGGUAACUAUAGUCAAGUACAUUGUAUAUUGCUAUAACUGUAUGUACAUUAGUCUGUCAUCUGUGUAAAUAAGUUGGUUGUUACUUGUUAAAAUAUAGAAAAUCUAAAAAAAUAUAAAUAUGGAUAAUUGUGCUCUCCAAAUCUGAAGUUAUUGAAAAAAAUGGGAAAGUUGUACAUAUAUGUAGAUAAUUAAAGAGAGAGAGUUAACAUUCAUUUAAUAGUUCUGGAUAAAGUUCUUGUGUAUAGAAUAUACUUCAUAUAAUUUGUCCUUAUGAUCUUGUUGAUUAAUCUGACAUGUGUGUGACUGUGAACUUGUUGAUUAAUCUGACAUGCAUGUGACUGUGAACUUGUUGAUUAAUCUGACAUGCGUGUGACUUGAGUCACACGCGUGUCAGAUUAAUCAACAAGUUCACUGAGACACACGCGUGUCAGAUUAAUCAACAAGUUCACUGAGACACACGCGUGUCAGAUUAAUCAACAAGUUCACC